Molecule: messenger RNA, 396 nt
Organism: Xylaria bambusicola
Lineage: Eukaryota; Fungi; Ascomycota; Sordariomycetes; Xylariales; Xylariaceae
Exons: 3
Coding region: 1-396 (131 amino acids)
Source: RefSeq, a predicted model, not a curated record
AUGGGUUCAAUCCCGCAACCAGACUUCAAGCUUUCCGAUGUCGAAGUCUCCGACGCACAGGACAUUGGGCGGUAUGUUGAGGUGCCCGCCAUGCAAAAUGGACCUUUAUACCGGACGAUGUUCCCUCAGUUCAACACAGCCACAGAAGCCCAAAUGGAGGAAAUAACUCGCUAUGAGUCGAGAAAGAGAGAAAAAGCACCAAAAAGCUCCUGGCUACCGGACACACUUAAUCGUAUUGGUGAAGAAACUGACCGGAAUGGCCGAUGUGCAUAUGUGCUCGCAGCACCGGAGGGUUUUCCACUCUAUUCAAAGUUUAGUUUAAAGGUCGUAGGCCAUGUUGAGACUAAUUAUGGUAUAAUUACAAGCAUGUUUCGGCCAUCUCGACGUGCCUGUUAA